UAGUCCUGGUCCCCCAGCCUGUCUCCUUGUUGUCCUGAUGCUAUGUGUCCAGGCUUUGUGUGUUGUUUGAAGGGGUAAAGCUGUGCACUUGCUGAGGAGGAGUGGAGGAGGAUCAGGAGGAGGGUGUGUGAGGGAGUGGAGCUUGAGGUUUCAGGAUUUGGGAGAGCAUCUUCAACCGUAGAGAGAGAGAGAGAGAGAGAGGAAGAAGAUGCAAACAGCUCCAUACUGAUGCUGAGUCAGAGACAGGUGGAACUGUGGGCCUUUGUCUCUGGAGCCUCGAGUGAAGAUGGAGGAGCUGGAACACACCUGCCCUCAUCCUCGGACGAUUUUGACGAAACCUGCCAUCUUUGCCCAGGAGACGAGCUGUGAGUGUCGAGCGCCCCACGAGAAGCUGAACGUUGAACAGGCUCGACUCGGCACUCCCGUGGACAGGCCGGUGCGCGUCUACGCCGACGGGAUUUUUGAUCUUUUCCACUCAGGUCAUGCACGAGCCCUGAUGCAAGCCAAGAAUCUCUUCCCCAACACCUACCUGAUAGUCGGAGUGUGCAGUGAUGAACUCACUCACAAGUACAAGGGCUUCACGGUGAUGACGGAGGAGGAGCGUUACGAAGCGUUACGCCACUGCCGCUACGUGGACGAGGUGGUGCGAGAUGCUCCCUGGACCCUCACCCCGGAGUUUCUGGAGAAGCACAAGAUUGACUUUGUGGCUCAUGAUGAUAUCCCGUAUUCCUCGGCUGGAUCUGAGGAUGUCUACAAACAUAUAAAAGAGGCAGGGAUGUUUGUACCCACUCAAAGGACUGAGGGAAUUUCCACGUCCGACCUGAUCACUCGCAUCGUCAGAGAUUAUGACGUUUACGCCAGACGCAACCUGGAGAGAGGAUACACGGCCAAGGAGCUGAACGUCAGCUACAUCAAUGAGAAGAAGUACCGUCUGCAGAACCAGGUGGACCGGAUGAAGGAAAAGGUUCGGACAGUGGAGGAAAAGUCCAAACACUUUGUGUAUCGUGUGGAGGAGAAGAGCCACGACCUUAUACAGAAAUGGGAGGAGAAAUCACGCGAGUUCAUCGGCAACUUCCUGGAACUGUUCGGUCCUGACGGCACGUGGAAGCAGAUGUUUCAGGAGCGCAGUGGUCGGAUGAUCCAGGCCCUCUCUCCACGUGGUUCUCCCAGCAGCAGUCCUCCCAGGGAAUUCUCUCCAUCCCGUUCUCCCUCUCCUCCGUCCCGCUGGGCCAUGCCAAGAACCUCGCCUCCUCCAUCUCCUAAAGGAGCCUCGGCCUCUAUCAGCAGCAUGAGCGAGGGAGACGAGGACGAGAAAUGAGGAGAGAGGAGCGAGGAGCGAUGAGCGAGGACUCACUCACCUGAAACACACACCUUUCCUAUUUAUCUGCACACUCCAGCAGAGACGAACCUCACGUGUCUCCUCACGGGGAAAUAAAGUGUGUAAAUAUACAGCAUAUGCAAUACGAGAUCGGUCACAUUCUCCUCUCACUCCUCUGAUUUUAAACCCAGUUCAUAUUAAAGCCAUUGAUUUAUUCUCUUCAGCAGAGGAGAGAGAGAGAGAGAGAGAGAGAGAGAGAGAGAGAGAGAGAGAGAGAGAGAGAGAAAAGGCGAGGAGUGUGUGAGCGAUCUGCCUUUUCUUGCUCAGGUUCGACUGUAAAGACCGUCCUUGUGAAGUACUGUACAUCUCUGAGCUUUUUAAUCACACAAUUCAGGACGGAGACACUUGAAGCUCUUCAUUUUUGUGAGACGAUGUCUGUUAAUGUCCUCCAUAUCAUUAAAGGAACAAUUUGGACUAAAGAAAAACACAGAAUGUUCCUGAGGUUCUUCUUAACACCACAUGCAGUGGAUCAGCUGAGAUAUCAGUGUUCAUUGUCUGAUGUCUUCGUGGUCCACCGUUUCUCCAUUCCAGAAUUUCUCCAUUCUACACAAAUGGGUUUAAAGAAACGAAAGAAAAUCCAACACUGGUUGGUUCUGAUUCCACGUGGUGUGACGUUUCUUCAGUUCCCCCUCAAAGCAUUAGUUCUAACCUGCAAUUAGUUUCCACAAAUAACCGUGGUUUAAUCUUCUCCUGUCAUUUACAACCUCACAUUAAACUUGUGCAGAUACGGUAUGAAGAACACUAAAGUGCAGAAGGAAGUAGUGGAGAUCUCGGUGCUUCUGCUGAGAGUUUCUCGAUCCUUCAAGAUGGAGCCAUAAGGUUUAUUUACUUGUUAAUAACAUUAGCUUUUAUUUCAGGAUCGUUUCAGGAGCUAAACAAGUGCUGGAUUUAGAAAAGCCAUUUUAUUAAAAUAUAUUUAUAAUAAUAAUAAUAAUAUUGAUUGCAUAAUCAACAUCUGUCCUUCUAAAGUUAUUAUUACCUCCACAUCCUCCUCCUGCAUCCACAUUCGAUCAGAUCCGUGUCCAAAAUCAGGAAAAGUCAAAACUUUAAAUAGUUCAUUGUUUAAAACAUAAAAAAGUAACUGGCUGGUGUUGAUGGCGUGAGCGCUAAUGCUAACGUGCGAGCGAGACGUGUACUUGCACUGUGUACAGAUAAACAUCUGGUUAUUUUAUACCUGUAUCUUCUACUGACUUAAAAUGUAAAUGAAAAAUAAAUGAGCAGAGAAAGUGGA
Molecule: messenger RNA, 2609 nt
Organism: Silurus meridionalis
Lineage: Eukaryota; Metazoa; Chordata; Actinopteri; Siluriformes; Siluridae
Gene: pcyt1ba
Product: phosphate cytidylyltransferase 1B, choline a
Exons: 8
Coding region: 287-1318 (343 amino acids)
Biological process (GO): CDP-choline pathway
Molecular function (GO): choline-phosphate cytidylyltransferase activity; phosphatidylcholine binding
Source: RefSeq, a predicted model, not a curated record